Molecule: messenger RNA, 2838 nt
Organism: Cryptococcus deneoformans JEC21
Lineage: Eukaryota; Fungi; Basidiomycota; Tremellomycetes; Tremellales; Cryptococcaceae
Exons: 3
Coding region: 81-2777 (898 amino acids)
Source: RefSeq, a predicted model, not a curated record
CACCAACUUUCUCACAGCAACGUAUCUUGGCCCCUCCAGAGCUUUUUCGGAGCUCUUCCGAAUACUUGUAUUGCUUACCUAUGUCCCCAUCUACAACAUAUCAGAAGGCCAGGCUAUCCCUGGCCAUGCUGGGCCUCAACGGCCUUCCCCUUGACGAAUACCUUUCCCAGCUUCCACGUCUACCAGACACUCCCAAGGACUCAAAGAGAAUUGAUGAUAUUCCUGAAGGAAUUGUCUCUCAUUCCAUCUCUCAAUAUAGCACUCCCGAUCUUCCUACGUCGGAAAGCCAAGUGGAAGUCGACAAGGGCAGCAGGGAUAGUUUGAGGGUUCCCGGGAGUCGGGUCAAAGUUGACAGCCCGCUGGAAAAGCAUCCUAUCAUAUUGAACAGCUCUAUCGAGGAGGUUGGCGACAGUUCCAUCUCUCCAGAUGCCCUUCACGUCGGCCCACACUACGAGAAAGUAACUUGCGAUCAAUCAACCUCCCAGUCUCCUUUCGCCUCCACCCUCAUCGAGCAAUCGGUCAACCCUCAAGCUGCACCUGCGCCGAGAUUAUCAGCCUCAUUUCGCCUUCCGAACAUGGGAGAUAUCUCCCUUAUCGGGGAAUGUUCCUUAUUCGGCGGCGCAAGUAGUGUAGGGGAUGACAGUUUGGAAUAUGAGUUGAGCGAUAUUAGACCAAAGCGAGACACCAUCAAUCGUUCUACCAGCGACCCGUUUAUGAUGAAGCGACAGAGAGAUAUCAACCCUGCCUCUCAGCAUCUUGGUCAGUCUACACUCCUGCCAACUUCUCCUGCUAAGCAGGCACACCUUCUUGCCUCCACUAAUUCUCUUCACCGUGUCGAGCCACCUUGGUGCGGCAACGAUUCCACCAUGACUACCUCUUCCAAUGGUUCUAACGACACUGUUACAGAGUCCCGGUCAGCAUCUCCUACUCGAUCAUCAACGGUCAAGGCUCAGUCGCUUCCUCGCUCCAAUGCACUCCGUGGAUUUCCCACAUCCAAAACAAGACGUACAUUCCCGGCUUCUUCUUCGGGCAACAGUCUUGCAGCGGUUGGUGAGGAAGAAUCAGAACUGCUUAUUAAUCUUGACAAAAGCACUCUUCUGCCCAUUAGUCCCCAGAAGACUGCAUAUCUUCUUCGUGACGAGGAGAUGAUUGCUCGCGAGACUCUGGAUGAAGGACCUAGCUACAUGCUGACGAUUCCGCCUGCUACAAUUUCUCGAGCGGCUGCCGGAUGUAUUGGCCAUGAUGGUGAUAGGACAAUGGACGUGAGAGAUCUCAUGGCUAAAGUCGGAAAACCAAAGAGGGCGUCAGGGACGGAGGAGAGUUUUGUGGAUUUACUGCAUGCCGAAGACGACAUGUUUGCCAAAAUGGAUAUGACGAUGUUGGGUGCGGAUGAGACGAUGGUGAUGCCCGCUACUCUGCGACCUCGCCAAGCGAGUCCAUCAAAAAUCGUUGCUCAAGCUCAGGCAACUACCAAGGCUACUUUACCGACGUCCCGUACUAGUCAUACACUUUCAAUUCUAGAUGACAAUCAAGCUCAGGAGCAAAAGCCUAUUACCCUUAGUCGAUCGAAGAGCUUGUCCAAAGUUGCUGAGAUUAUUCAGCGUGUCAAGGCUGAUAAGCUUGCUGCAGCAUCGGCUUCAAGGCUGGGUUCUCCACCCAAAACUGCCUCUGUAGCCCGUACCUAUAAAACUUCUUCGACUUCGACGGCGACACCAGCUGCACCCAGAGUUAGAGGAAAGGUGGCUCCUCACACAACUGGUUCCCGCCGAAUCUCCCUCUCCGCUGGAGGCGUCCCUAUAUCUUGUAGUGCCUCGCAAAAGAGUAUCGACUUACCUCGUCCUCGACCAACUCAUGCUAGGCCGAUCAGCACACAUUCAACGUUGUCUAGUGCCAAUCAGAAUGUAUCUGCCAGGCAGACGAUAACUGCUGCGCCCACUGAGACCUGCGCAGCCCGAAUCGUGAAUCGCAAUCCACAGGCCACUCUUACUGCACGCGUGCCUAGAGCAAGCAUUGUACCUUCUUCCAGAACCGAGGUCAAGAACCGGUCCGGCUCAGUAUCCAGUAGUGUGUCAACUGCCGCGACAGUCUCUCGCGCUCCAAACUCGCGACCGAGCAUUGCUGCUCCUCGCACCAUUACUCGAUCGCACACGACAGAAGGACUUUCGGCAGCUGGUGCUCGUGUUCCCAGAGCAUCAGUUGCGGCGUCAUCUAGACCGGCCGGUCUUCCGCUGCCUGGCACCGGUCCCACUGCAAGGUCAGCUACUGCCAAUACGCCUGCCUCGACGGCGACUAGGGCGCGGCUUUCACGGGCAUUUGGUAGCGACGCUACAUCUGCUACCAAUCGAUUGAGUCGACCGGCGACCUCUACACUGGCUAGUGCUACCUCUAAGACUUUGAAGCUUUCAUCGGGUCCUUCGGUAAUCAGUGCUCGAUCAUCUGCUACUAGUACAGACCGCCUCAAAUCAAGAGCUCUUUCUACGCCUGCUUCGGCUGGCACCCGCCAGUCAACCCUUCCUAUAUCUCGUGCCCUUCCCACUCCUCGUUCGGCUACUGAUGCCGCUAGAAACUCCUCCAAGCCUCCCGCAACCACCAUCGACUUACCGAAAGCACGAGUUGGGAGCACGCUCCGGCGACCAUCUACUAGUCGAGUACCCGCAGGAGGGCCUGGCAAGAAUUCUGCGCCGCCUGGAUCAGGGAGUAAUCUAGCGGCCUUACGAUCGCGCUUGGAUGAGUUGCAGGCGAAGCAGAAGGAAAGAUCCGCAGCGAGGUGUUUGUAAGUUGAUAUGAUAUUAUAUAUAUUUUGUGAAACGGAUUGUAUGAUUUUUUGGGUCUUUUUUC